AUGGCUCGUGUCGCCGGCUGCCUGCUGCUGCUGGGUCUGUGUGGGGAGACCCUGACUGCAGAGCCCCCUGCGUCCACACACAAUGACGAUGAUUUAGACUUUGUCUUUCCUGCGGUCAGCUAUGAGACAGGGGGCUCCCCCAGUUCGGGGCCCAUUGGGGCACUCUUUGCGAUGGUGCACACCUUCCUCCAUGUGGUCCAGCCUCACGCCUUCCCUGAAGAUACCAUCAGGAAAAUUAUACAGAACAAGUUUGACCCCAUCAAUAAUUAUGAGGAGCCAGAGAACGUGGUGUUGACUCUGAAGGUGGUCCACUAUGAGAUCGGGCUCAUUCUCUGUGCCGUCCUGGGACUGCUGUUCGUGGUUCUGAUGCCCCUGGUGGGGCUGUGCUUCUGCCUCUGUCGCUGCUGUAACCACUGUGGGGGCGAGCUGCACCAGCGGCAGAAGAAGAACGGGCCCUUCCUCAAGAAGUCCUUCACCAUCUCGCUGCUGGUCAUCUGUGUACUCAUGAGCCUAGGCAUCCUCUACGGCUUUCUGGCCAACCACCACAUCAGGACCCACAUCAGGACCACGCGAAGACUCGCAGACAGCAAUCUCAGAGACCUGCGCAAGUUCCUGAAUGAACUCCCGGAGCAAAUGGACUAUUUAGUGAGCCAGUACAACACCACUAAGGACAGAGCAGUCUUGGAUCUGGACCAUAUUAAACCGUUACUAGGAGGCAAGAUUCAUAAUAGACUAAGACCUAAAGUGAUCCCUGUUCUUGAUGACAUCAAGGCCAUGACAAUAGUCAUUACAGAGACCAAAGACGCCCUGGAGGUGGUGAACCAGACCUUGGAUGAGCUGAGGAACAGAGACGCACGCCUGAGAACCAGCCUCGACCAGGUCAGGACCGACCUUAACCACUCACUUGAGGACCCCAUGUGCUCCAGGCCGCCCGUGUCCGCGUACUGUGACGGCAUCAGGCGCUCCCUCUACCAGGUGGACAGCAACCUCGGCUUGGAUCAGCUCCCAUCCUUGAGCAAUCAACUUGACAGUGUUAAAGACAUCUUGAAAACAAACGUGACUGGCCUGGUCGAACAGGGCUAUAAGUCCUUUAAUGAAGUACCAGAGAUGGUGCAAAACCAAACCAGUGGGAUCGUUUCAGGCAGCAAAAGGACCUUUGAUUCCAUAGGCUCUACGAUCUCAAGCGUGUCGGGUCAGCUUCCUGUCCAGAGCACAUUAUCAAGUCUGAUGUUUUGCAUCAAUGAGUCAGAAACUUUUAUCAACCAGAAUUUCUCCAAACUGGAGGAAUAUGAAUCUUACCGGUGGCUGGCCUGCCUGGUCGUUUGCUGCCUGCUGACCCUCAUUGUGAUCUUUUUCUACCUGGGGAUGCUGUGUGGCAUUUGUGGCUAUGACAAGCAGGCCACCCCGACCAACAGGGGCUGCGUCUCCAACACCGGCGGCAUCUUCCUCAUGACCGGCGUUGGGAUAACUUUCCUCUUCUGCUGGAUGUUGAUGAUCCUCGUGGUUGUUGCUUUCUUCAUCGGUGGCAAUGUUGAAAAGCUCGUCUGUGAACCCUACGAAAACAAGAAGCUGUUCCAGGUCUUGGACACACCGUACUUACUACAUGAUAAGUGGAGAUACUACCUCUCGGGCCUGUUAUUCCAGAAUGAUUCUGUCAAGCUCACCUUUGAAAGCGUUUACAGUGACUGCAAAGAAAACAAAGGCAUCUAUACCUCCCUACAGCUUGAGAACCAUUUCAACAUCAGCGCCAGUCUUAACAUUGCAAAUUAUACCCAAGACAUAGACAAACAAUUUGGACAGAUGAACUUCCAACUUGAUGGUUUAGUUCUGCUGGACGACGUGGGAAAACAAAGUCUUAAGGAUUUCAGUGCUUUGGGAUUAGACCAGUUAGAUUAUUCCGCUUUCCUGGCAGAGAUGAGUAAAACCAUCACGAAAGGGGACCUUGAAGCAUUUGCUGAAAAUCUAAGCGCAACAGCAAGCCUUUUGUCUCAAGGAUCUUUGAAGGACUCCCUGACUGUUCACGCCCAGAGUAUCAGAGUAAUCCUCCAACAGCAAGUGAUUCCUCUGGAACGAUCGAUGAAUAUUUUAUCCCAGAACAUCCAGGUGCUUCAACAGACUACCAAAGGAUUGCCGGUGAGGACUACUUUGAUCAUUUUCUCUUUGGAUUCUACACAAGACUUCAUCAAACAUAAUGUUUCUUCUAUAAUUUCAGAAGAAAGUGAGGCCUAUGCACGUAGAAUAAUAGGAUACUUCGACCAUUACCUUGAGUGGAUUAAAGACACUAUCACUAAGAAGAUGGCAGCCUGCAGGCCCGUGGCCACCGCUUUAGAUUCCGCCAUCGACGUCUUUCUAUGUAGCUACAUUGUGGAUCCCUUGAAUCUGUUUUGGUUCGGCAUCGGGAAGGCCACAGUUCUCCUGCUGCCCGCUGUCAUCAUCGCAGUCAAGCUGUCCAAGUACUAUCGCCGCAUGGAGUCCGAGGACGUGUAUCAUGAUGUUGAAACUGUACCCAUGAAAAAUAUGGAAAAUGGUAAUUACGGUUAUCAUAAAGAUCACUUAUAUGGUCUUCACAACCCCGUAAUGACGAGGAUGUCGACAUGGGCGUGA
Molecule: messenger RNA, 2604 nt
Organism: Elephantulus edwardii (Cape elephant shrew)
Lineage: Eukaryota; Metazoa; Chordata; Mammalia; Macroscelidea; Macroscelididae
Gene: PROM1
Product: prominin 1
Exons: 26
Coding region: 1-2604 (867 amino acids)
Cellular component (GO): cell surface; microvillus; prominosome
Molecular function (GO): cholesterol binding
Source: RefSeq, a predicted model, not a curated record